UUUUAUUGUUCAUGCAAGUUUGCAAAGUUCUGCGUACAAUUAAAAAGAAUUGAUAUAGUGCUUAAAAUGUUUAAUAUUAGUGUUAAUUUUAGUGUGAAAUGUAUAUAUUUAGUGUUAAAUGUGUUUAUAAUAGUGUAUUAAAUAACACGUACGUGAUCUAAUUUCCAUUGGGGUCAUUUUAACAUAGCAAUUUAUGUUGCAGUCAAUAACAAGAGCUGCAAGGAAUAAAACCAUAAUUUUUCUGGAAAAAUGUUUAAUACUGAACAUUUUGAAAUGAAAUUUAAUUCUUUAAAUGGGACUAAAGGUUCAACAAUUGGGAAAUCUACAAUUGUGGCUCAUCGUUUAUCGGUGCAUUUUCAAAAUAUCUUAACACCAACAAAAAGUCCACAAAAAUAUUUGGAAGCUAUUAAUCAUCAUUUAGCGGUAUAUCGUGAAAUGUUAAUCAACAUAGGCCAGGAAAAAGAUUGUCCAGAGUUACGUGAAAAAAUACGUAAAUUAAGAUGUACAAUUCUAGAAGAAUGUCAAAUUACGGCACAACUUUUAAUACCUUUGGAUAAAUCUAACUCCAUUGAACUUAAUCACGAGUAUGAACUUAAUAAACAUUAUUUAGUAUUAUUAUUUCAAUUAUUGGAAUUGUUUUUACGUGAAUUAACUAAAAGUUAUCGUCUAAAUCAAGUUAUAACCAUGGAUAUGGAAGAAUAUUUUGAAAAUCGUGCUGGACCCUCUAAUCUAGGAAAUGUUAUCAGUGAACUUUUGUUAUGCAAAGAAAUCACUCCCGAUUUUAAUUUAGAAGAAUUAUCUAGCAUUAUACUGGAUACUAAAGAAAUAUCCUCAUUGUUAAAAGAAAUUGAAGAGUUUGUGCCACAAGAAUUCAAUUCUAACGUCGAUAUUCAUAAUGUUUGGCCCUUAAAACGUAAGCGUAAAUUAUUUUGUUGUGGUUCUCAAUCUAAUUACUAAAAAAAUCAUAA
Lucilia sericata (common green bottle fly) is the source of this 968-nucleotide messenger RNA. RefSeq lists its product as uncharacterized. Bases 250 to 957 code for a protein of 235 amino acids. Gene Ontology annotation, cellular component: neuron projection. The record is from RefSeq and is a predicted model, not a curated record. The transcript is spliced from 5 exons. NCBI's taxonomy places the organism in Eukaryota, Metazoa, Arthropoda, Insecta, Diptera, Calliphoridae. Gene Ontology annotation, biological process: G protein-coupled receptor signaling pathway.